Melitaea cinxia (Glanville fritillary) is the source of this 501-nucleotide messenger RNA. Its product is annotated as visual system homeobox 1-like. NCBI's taxonomy places the organism in Eukaryota, Metazoa, Arthropoda, Insecta, Lepidoptera, Nymphalidae. The transcript is spliced from 3 exons. Bases 1 to 501 code for a protein of 166 amino acids. The record is from RefSeq and is a predicted model, not a curated record. Gene Ontology annotation, cellular component: nucleus. Gene Ontology annotation, biological process: regulation of transcription by RNA polymerase II. Gene Ontology annotation, molecular function: RNA polymerase II cis-regulatory region sequence-specific DNA binding; DNA-binding transcription factor activity, RNA polymerase II-specific.
AUGGGCGGGCCGGGCGGCUGGCCGCGGGACGCGCCCGCGCUGCUCAGCACGGCGCUGCUGCUAGGCGGCGCGGGCGGAGCGGCCUCGUUGGUCGACCGACCGCCGCCGCCGCUCUUCACCAUCGACAGCAUCCUGGCGCCGAGACCCCAGCCUUCGAUGCCACCGCUGCAGCUUCAUCAUUUGGCCCAUUCCCCCUUUCAAAGGGCGCACGAUAUCUUUGGUGUAGGAAACGUGGUGACGUCAGCCGGGAGCUACGCGGGUUUGUACGGAGGCUACGCUGCGGCCGCCCUAGCUGGUCUAUCCGGCCCUCCGCCAAAACGCAAGCGCCGACACCGGACCAUCUUCACAGAAGAACAGCUGGAACAGCUCGAGAGCACCUUCGAUAAGACGCAUUAUCCCGACGUUGUUCUCAGAGAACAACUCGCGUUGAGGGUCGACUUGAAAGAAGAACGGGUUGAGGCGGAAAGUUUAGAAGAAGCAAAGGGGUCUAAGUGUCAAUAG